Messenger RNA from Salvelinus sp. IW2-2015, 1618 nucleotides. Its product is annotated as calcium/calmodulin-dependent protein kinase type 1-like. Gene Ontology annotation, molecular function: ATP binding; calmodulin binding; calcium/calmodulin-dependent protein kinase activity. Gene Ontology annotation, biological process: peptidyl-serine phosphorylation. Gene Ontology annotation, cellular component: intracellular anatomical structure. The record is from RefSeq and is a predicted model, not a curated record. Lineage: Eukaryota; Metazoa; Chordata; Actinopteri; Salmoniformes; Salmonidae.
CUCACACGCAAUUUCUAUUGUAUAUAUAUUGUAUGUAAUGAAAUUGCACCCCCUCAUGAAUAGCCAGCUCAAAUAGCUUAUAAUAACAUCAUCAUGAAGUCUAAUGCGGUAUGUUAGCUUUAGGKAAUACAAUCCAUGUCAGGCGAUAGAGUUAAUUUAAGGUAGGUCCAGAUAGUCGGUUACUUUUUAUUCAAUGAUUUAGGACUGUUUCAUUUCCUGAGCUCUGAAGCCAGUACCCUUCUUGGCGUCAGGCGAGUAGCCUGAACUGGUCUAGCGAUGCGCACAGAGAGCCAAACCUGAAACCGCCCAUUGAGAGGGAGAAGGGAUUCUUGAGCUCCGUGCAUUCAGGUGAAUAAAGGUGGACUCUGGAAAGCAGAAUUGAAAGAGGAGUCUGAUGAUGUGCCAAUGUUUAUGACAAUAGACUUGAUGCCAUAACAGCUAUCAUUGAAAUUCUCCCGUGGCCGAUUGGAUUGACAGAAUAGGUUAGGAUGCCCCUUGGAGAUCUAGAGGACAGGAAUGGAUGGAAAAAGAAGACGUCGGACAUCAAAGAAAACUAUGACUUCAAAGAAGUUCUGGGAACGGGGGCGUUCUCGGAGGUGGUGCUAGCGGAGGAAAAGGGGACCCAGAGGCUGGUAGCCAUCAAGUGCAUCCCAAAGAAGGCUCUGGAGGGCAAGGAGAACAACAUUGAGAAUGAGAUCGCUGUGCUGCACAGAAUCAAGCACACCAACAUUGUUUCACUGGAGGACAUCUUUGAGAGUACAUCCCACCUGUAUCUGGUCAUGCAGCUGGUGUCUGGAGGGGAGCUGUUUGACCGCAUCGUAGAGAAGGGUUUCUACACAGAGAGAGACGCCAGCCAACUCAUCCACCAGAUCCUGGACGCUGUCAAAUACCUCCAUGACUUGGGCAUCGUACACAGGGACCUAAAGCCAGAGAAUCUGUUGUAUUACAGUAUGGACGAGGACUCUAAGAUAAUGAUCAGUGACUUUGGCCUGUCUAAGAUCGAGGACACGGGCAGUGUCAUGUCUACUGCCUGUGGGACCCCAGGAUACGUGGCUCCUGAGGUGUUGGCUCAGAAACCGUACAGCAAAGCAGUAGACUGCUGGUCCAUCGGAGUCAUCUCCUAUAUUCUGUUAUGCGGAUACCCUCCGUUUUACGACGAGAACGAUGCUAAGCUUUUUGAGCAGAUACUGAAGGCAGAGUAUGAGUUUGACUCUCCGUACUGGGAUGACAUCUCCGAUUCAGCUAAGGACUUUAUCUGUCACCUGAUGGAAAAAGACUUUAUGAAGAGAUAUACCACUGAUACAGCACUUCAACACCCCUGGAUCUGUGGAGACACAGCUCUUGAUAAGAACAUCCAUGAAUCUGUCAGUGCUCAGAUCAAGAAGAACUUUGCUAAAAGUAAAUGGAAGCAAGCAUUCAACGCCACAGCAGUGGUGAGACACAUGCGGAGGCUGCAGCUGGGUACCAGUCUAGAGAGCCCCAGCCAGAUCACCCCCACAAGCCCCUGUCAUGCCCACGCACUCCUGCUGCAGGAGGAGGACAAGGAGGAGGAGGGACCAGGGAUAGAGGAGGAGGAGAGCUGUAAGUGAGACAAACACUGAGCUUGUCCCCCACUCAG